AUGAAAAUAGCCAGGCUUUACGGCUUUGAAGGCCUAGACCUUGCUUGGAUUCCCGGAUUAUCAAGCUCUGACAUGACUAACACGGGCACUCUCUUUCAAGAUUGGCAAGCCGCAAUAGAAUUAGAGGCAAAAAAGUCUAGCCAGUCACCACUGAUUUUGACCACGAGGGUCGAUUAUACACCAAAUGGUAUACGUCCAGGAAGUUACCCAACACAGUCGAUACAGAAUUACUUGUAUUGGAUUCAUGUUCAAGCUAGUGAUUACAACAGGCCAGAGUGGUCGAACUUUACAAGGGCUCAUGCAGCUCUGUACAACCCAACCAGUAUUCUUAGUGGCGAUUAUGUAGCUAUCGGACCAGCCAUUACAGCAGAUGGGUUUUUGCGGUAUUAUCACAUCAAGAAUAGCAUAAAGGGGAAUAAAGACAUUCAAGUUAAGUACGAUGCAGAUUAUGUGGUUAAUUACUGCACAAUUGGGAACAUUUGGAUUGGUUUUGAUGAUGUAAAGGUGGUGAAAACUAAAGUUUUUUAUGCCAAGGAGAAGGGGCUGCCCGGUUACUAUGUGUGGGAAGUCCCUUAUGAUGAUGACUGGGUGCUUUCUGAAGCUGCAGCUGCAAGUAAGCAAUAA
Pistacia vera is the source of this 624-nucleotide messenger RNA. Its product is annotated as class V chitinase-like. The coding region runs from base 1 to 624 and encodes 207 amino acids. Gene Ontology annotation, cellular component: extracellular region. Gene Ontology annotation, molecular function: chitinase activity; chitin binding. NCBI's taxonomy places the organism in Eukaryota, Viridiplantae, Streptophyta, Magnoliopsida, Sapindales, Anacardiaceae. The record is from RefSeq and is a predicted model, not a curated record. Gene Ontology annotation, biological process: carbohydrate metabolic process; chitin catabolic process. The transcript has 2 exons.